AACAAAUCUCUAUAUAAAGCUCACUACAAAAGAGAAGUGUUCUUUUAUAAACAAACAAGAAAGAAAGAAGAAGAAAGAAAUGUCUGUCCAAAAAGCUGUCAAGAGUUCUCAUUACCAGGCAGAAUCCAACAUGGAACAAGAUAUCGUUAGAAAAGCAUGGGUCUUUAAGCCAAGUGGUCUUAAUUUCAUAUGGGGAGGUGAUUCUCAGUAUUGGGUCAUCCCUAAAGAAGACAGGACGCCUGCUGAACUAAAGAUGGUGAGUUGGUUAGAAGUAACCGGUUCGUACGACAAGAUAGAGCCAGGCAAAACAUACCGAAUCGGUUUUAAAAUCUCGUUAACAGCUGAUGCAACCGGAUGGGACCAAGCUCCGGUUUUCAUGUCAGCUAAAAUUGGAAAGAAAGGGAAGACAAUUUGGAAGAGGAUCAAAUCGCUUAACAAUAAUAUUGAGAAACUCAAAGCUGGAAUCGGACCAGUGAACAUACCAGAUGAUACUGAUGGUCGGUUUGAGGUCUUUGUCAGUCCCAAUAUAACAAUUAACCAAGACACCAAGCUUCAAUUUGGUUUGUAUGAAGUGUGGACUGGAAAAUGGAAAACAGGUUUGUUGAUCUAUGAGGCUUUUGUUGAAGAAGUGUAAAAGAGAUUAUGAAUCAGUUCUAAAGACUAUUAUAUAUCUUAAACUUCAAUGUGCCAAGAACCAUUUCAACGUGUA
Molecule: messenger RNA, 709 nt
Organism: Camelina sativa (false flax)
Lineage: Eukaryota; Viridiplantae; Streptophyta; Magnoliopsida; Brassicales; Brassicaceae
Product: protein PHLOEM PROTEIN 2-LIKE A9
Source: RefSeq, a predicted model, not a curated record